Molecule: messenger RNA, 1303 nt
Organism: Pygocentrus nattereri (red-bellied piranha)
Lineage: Eukaryota; Metazoa; Chordata; Actinopteri; Characiformes; Serrasalmidae
Product: bactericidal permeability-increasing protein-like
Exons: 3
Coding region: 1-1206 (401 amino acids)
Molecular function (GO): lipid binding
Source: RefSeq, a predicted model, not a curated record
AUGAGUCGGUCUCAUAGUCUGACAGGGUUACAGAUUUUGAAUCUGGGGCUGCCAAAGUCUCAGGUGCGGUUGGUACCUGGUACUGGAGUCAGUCUGUCCAUCGGCGAUGCCUUCAUUAAUCUGCACGGCAACUGGAGAGUAAAAUACCUCAGGAUCAUACAGGACAGCGGCUCCUUUGAUUUGGCUGUGAGUGGACUGUCCAUCUCCACCACCAUCAACCGGCCGAUGGUCAGUGGUGUCAACUGUCAGGCCGUUGUUGGCAGUGCCAAGAUCAGGUUUCAUGGGGGCACCAGCUGGCUGUACAACCUGUUUAGCAAAUUUGUUGACCAGGCUCUGUGCAGCACCCUGCAGAAACAGAUCUGUCCUCUGGUGGACGAGGCCAUAGAUGAUAUGAAUCCCCAUCUGAAAACUCUAAAUGUUUUGGCCCAAGUCGACAAGUAUGCCGAGAUCGAAUAUUCCAUGGUGGAGUCCCCUGUCGUGUCUAAUUCCAACAUUGAUCUCAGUUUAAAGGGGGAGUUCUACAACAUCGGGCAGCAUAAGGAGCCUCCUUUCUCCCCCAACCCUUUCUCCCUGCCCCCUCAAGAUAGCAACAUGCUGUACAUCGGACUGUCCGCCUUCACCAUCAACUCAGCAGGCUUCGUUUACAACAGCGCCGGAGCCCUCAGCCUCUACAUUACAGACGACAUGAUACCGAGUUCCCCCAUUCGACUGAGCACUAGGACCUUUGGAGCCUUCAUUCCGCAGAUUGCUAAGCAGUACCCAGGCCUCAUGAUGAAGCUCCUGGUGAAGACGGUGAAGGAACCAACCAUCACAUUUGAGCCUGACAAUGUGACUUUGCAAGUUCAGAGUGCAGUCACAGCUUAUGCUAUUCAGCCCAAGAGUACACUGUCUCCUCUCUUUGUCCUUAACCUGAAUGCUAGUGUGAGUGCUAAGAUUUAUGUGGAGGGCGUUAAAGUGGCUGGAACUCUGACCCUUAACGAAAUUGACAUGGCCUUAGCAAAAAGCUAUGUGGGACCGUUCGAUGUGAGAUCACUUAACAACAUCAUCCUGAUGGUUUUGAAAAUCAUGGUUAUACCCAAGGUUAAUGCCCGCUUAGAGGAAGGUUUCCCUCUACCUGCCAUUGGAAAGAUGAACCUGGUAAACACUCAGCUUCAAAUUCUGAAGGGUUACAUGUUGAUCGGGACAGACAUUCAAUUCACAGCCUGAGCCUUACUUGAAGCCUGCAAUCUUUAAACUGCCAACGCUGCAUGACUUUCUCAAAUGACUUUGCAAAAGCGUGGAAGAUGUGAUUUGCCAGUGAAGG